Molecule: messenger RNA, 903 nt
Organism: Australozyma saopauloensis
Lineage: Eukaryota; Fungi; Ascomycota; Pichiomycetes; Serinales; Metschnikowiaceae
Product: aldo-keto reductase superfamily protein
Exons: 1
Coding region: 1-903 (300 amino acids)
Cellular component (GO): cytosol
Molecular function (GO): aldose reductase (NADPH) activity; oxidoreductase activity, acting on NAD(P)H as acceptor
Source: RefSeq, a predicted model, not a curated record
AUGUCUCUUCAAGGAAACGUCUUCAAACUCGCCAACGGUACUACUAUUCCAGCAGUCGCCUAUGGAGCCGGAACCAAAUGGUUCAAAUUCGGCAACCCUGAAAUUAGCGAGCCUUUGAUCCAAUCUUUGAAAUUUGCUGUCAACAACGGAUUCACUCACGUCGAUGGUGCCAUGAUCUACGGUACCGAUCGUGAAGUUGGUGCUGCACUUUCUACUGUGGACAAAUCCAAGAUUUUCCACACAAACAAGUACAUGGGAAAUUUUGGCACCAACAAGCUUCCAUAUGAAAAUCCUUUGGUUUCUUUGAGAAGCCAAUUAAAGGACUUGAAGAUGGACCAGGUUGACUUGUACUUGCUCCACCACCCAUUCUUCACUAAGGAGAACAAUGGCUAUGAAUUGAAGGAUGCCUGGAAAUUCAUGGAGCAAAUUGUAGACGAGGGUUUGGCCAAGUCCAUUGGUUUGUCUAACUUUUCCGUCGAGGACAUUAAGACUGUUUUGGAGAGUGCCCGCAUCAAGCCUGUUGUCAACCAGAUUGAGUUCAAUGCCUACUUGCAGAACCAAACUCCUGGUAUUGUUAAGUUCUGCCAGGAUAAUGACAUUUUGGUUUCGGCCUACUGCCCAUUGGCUCCAAUUCUUUUGGAGGAGCGUGGAGAAUUGAACGAUUACCUUGACAAAUUGGCUGAGAAGAACUCCAAGACUCCAGGUCAAGUUUUGUUGAGAUGGGUUCUCCAGAGGGGCGUUCUUCCAGUCACUACUUCUUCUAAUGAGGAGAGAAUCGUUCAGUUGAACAACCUCUUUGACUUUGAGUUGACUGCCGAGGAGGUCCAGCAAAUCAAUGACUUGGGAAACAAGCACACAACUUUGAGAAAGUACUGGAAUGAGGAGUACGAUCAGUACAAUUAG